This is a messenger RNA of Rotaria sp. Silwood2, 1023 nucleotides long. NCBI's taxonomy places the organism in Eukaryota, Metazoa, Rotifera, Eurotatoria, Philodinida, Philodinidae. The record is from the annotation of a GenBank genome assembly.
AUGGUAGGACAUACGCAAAAUACAUUGGCACUUAUUGAAUUAUCGAUAACAGCAUCUUCAUCAUCAUCAUCAUCGAGUCGAAUGAGAACAGUUACUCAUCAUGAAUAUUUUGAACCAUAUCCGACUGUUAAAAGUUGGCUGAAAAGUCAAAUAAAUAAUCCUAAACAACGAAUCAAGAAUUAUUUUGUCUCCUAUAUACCAUUUAUCAAUUGGAUUUAUCGAUACAAUUUAACAUGGUUUUGGGGUGACCUUAUUGCUGGUUUGACUGUUGGUGCUAUUGUGAUACCACAAAGUAUGGCCUAUGCUGGAUUGGCUAAAUUAGAACCACAAUUUGUUAUGUCAGCAUUAACAGGUAGUGUAGUAGAAGCUGUACAUAAAGAAUAUCCAGAAUAUGAAUUACAUACCAUCGCAUCGGCUUUAUCGCUCAUUGCUGGUUGUAUUGUUUUUGCUCUUGGCAUGUUUCGUCUUGGUUUUAUAGUUGAUUUCAUUCCUCUACCAGCAUUAGCAGCAUUUAUGACUGGAUCAGCAUUAAAUAUUGCCAUGGGACAAAUACCAACAUUAAUGGGUAAUAAUAAAUAUUUGGAUACACGGGAAUCGACCUAUUUAGUUUUUUAUAAUUUUUGGAAACAAAUUUCACAUUGUAAUUUAAAUGCUGCACUCGGUUUAACAUCACUCUUUCUACUUUAUUUAAUUCGUUUUAUUUGUCUUCGUGCAAGUAAACGUUUUCCGACAAAAGAAAAAUUAUUUUUUUUUAUUAGUACAUUGCGUGCUGUAUUUGUUAUUCUUCUCUAUCUUCUUAUUUCAUGGUUAAUCAAUCGAAAUGAUCCGAAAAAUCCACGGACAACUUUACUUGGCACAAUUCCACGUGGGUUUCAAAAUAUGGGCAUACCAUAUAUUGACCGGUCAUUAUUGAGUGCUUUUACAUCAUACCUACCAUCGACAGUUAUUGUUCUUCUCAUUGAACAUGUUGCUAUAGCUAAAUCAGUUGGUCGAAUGAANAAAAUGUCAACUCGAAGAAAAUAA